AUGUCUGACAAAGAGAGCGAUUGGAACGUACCAAGUAGUGACGGCGAAGAGGACAGUGCUGAAGCUGUACAAAGCCAGAGUGGAAAGGAAAGGGAAAUUCCACUAAAUGUUUUGGGACUUUACAGCGAGAUCGAGAAGAACGGGUAUUUAGAAUUGAAAGUUAAAGAAUACAGAAGUGGUGUAAACAACGUGGUCAGCGAGGCUAGAGAGCAAGAAAACGAAGAAGCUGAGGAACUUGAUGAGGCAACUGCUGAUAUUAAAACUACUGAAAAUGAUGAGACUCCGGCUGUUCCCGCAACAGAUAAAGAUAAGUGAGUUUAUGGCUGAAACAUUUAUGAAUAUUAAGCCUUUGAGAAUAUUUUGACAAUAUUUCCAUAUAACCGUAUACUUCAUAAUGUAUACAGAUCUACGAUAGAAGAAAUCAAUGGAAAAAGCGCGUAGUAACUGAGAGACAUGUCAAAUUAUGUUAUGAUCCAUCAAUUGCUUUUGGUCGUGCGCAGUUGGUCUAAAUGGAUCACGUGACUGAAUAUUAUCCGGCUGAAACUGGGAGAUAUCCGAGGAUAUCACCCAUAGAGUGAUACUCCCCAAUUUUCAAAACUCAUGUCCACUACAUUAAGUCUCAGUUUAAAAUUUUUAUUCAUGAUGAGAGAGUGUUGUAUGGCUGUAGUGUGCAUGAAGUUGUACCAGAGAUUGCUCAAGAGAGAACAUCCCAUGCAGCAAAGAGUGAGCUCUUUGAAAACAUUUUUUUCUCAGGCGUUGUGGAAUAUUUGAAGGAUUAUGAUUUGUCUGUGGACAAACAUCCAUGCAUAUUUUUUUACCAAAUAGAGGUUAUUGUUUAUUUAUAUACAUUGUGCACAACCCAUCCAAUGACUGGUAAUCAGUAUAUACCACUCAGACAAAUAGAGCUUUUCAGGCAUUUUGAUAGGCUAGCUUGGAGGUGAUAAGCCAAGCGCUGGUCAUCUCUGAGAAGCCAAAGAGAAACAAACCAGCAUCCUGUUUUUCUUCAGUUUCCACAGGAGAGAGUCUACCAGACAUCUAUGGAUCACUGUUCCAUAGUUCUGAUUUGAUCAUGGAUAAUACUGCGUAACUGUGAUUUGCUAUCAAUGAUCUUCUUCUCAUGCAUCAUUGUUUCAUUCACAUAAUGUUUUUUGCAGAGCACAUGAACCCUCAGCAUUUGAUUACACUGAAGAGUCCAUAGAUGAAACAUCUCUUAUAACAAGAAAAAUUCCUAAGACUGGUAUGACAAAUUUUUUUGUGUGUGGUUUGUUUAUUGUUUAGUUUACACAAUAGUCAAAGGUAUAUCUGACCUGUUUAGAAAUACCAUAUUUGUGUGAAGAGCCAAAUAAAAGUAAUAAAAAGGUUCUUAGCCUCCUAAAAAGUUAUUGGGAAUUCAACAACAGAGCAUUGAAAUGAGAUAUUCUGUCCUAGGCUUGUGACAGAACAAGUAACAAUGCUAAUGUAUACCCUUUUGUAUAGAAUACUUUAAGCUUUUCUUCUAAUUUUUUUUUCAGGUCUCUUUUUUGGGUGGAGGGUGGGAAAGCAGGUUAGGCCUUGUAAGAGUUAAGGGGGUAGCUGGGGGGAGUAGCUGGGGGGUGGGGGGGGUCCUGAGGUGCCUGUGAAUCUCCCUCUGUUAGCUCUUUUUUGUCACUUUAAGUAAAACAAGGCAUGAAGGUUGACAUGUCAAUCUGGUACGUACUUUCUGUUUGAUGCAGUGUGACCCCCUUUGAAAAUCUUGGCUACACCCCUGGGAGUGUUUUAGUGUUUUGCCCAAGAACACAACAUGAAGAACCAGCCAGGUCUUGACCAGUGACCUUUUGACCCACCAUUGAGCCACUGUUUCUUACAGCGUACACCUAUUCUCACCUUGUACAUUUCUCAUAACCUUGCAGAACGGUUACAGAGAAAAAGAGUUGGAACACUAGAGAAUGUCAUUUCUGAUUUAAAAAGAUUCAGAGACAUGGACAAUAAGGAGUCUACAGACACUGAUAAAAAUGCCAUUCCACCUGAAACAAGAGCUGCAGCAAAUGAAGAGCAAACAGAACCCCAGGAACAUGGUCUAGAAAAAUAAACUUUUGUUUUUCUCAGAUGGUAUCUGGAAAAACAGUGCAACAAACCACAUUUCAUAGAAACCACAGAUCAGUCUAAAAUUUGUGGAAAUAUUUUAAUCAGAGGAGAAAUGUAUGAUUUUAACAAAGAAAUCAUACUGGCCAAAAGUCAGAUCAAUGUGAAAUUGGUUGAAGCUAUUGGAAAGUGGGACAGAUAGCCAACAUUAAAUUUUUCUAGACUUGAGUCAGAAAAUACAGAUAAAGGAAACAGUUUUAAUCCAUUAAUUACUCUCCAACAUUAAUAUGGAUAUGUCCCAAACUAUUAUCUAAAAAUUUCCUAUGGAACUUAGAGGGAGAAUCUGUGUGAUGAUCAAGAGCUUUUUCAGCAAGAGAUCAUUUCCUAUAUUCUCGUAUCCUUUGUUUGAUUCAUGGCUGACUCUGUAAAGAAAAAUUUUAUGUUGGCAACUUAAAGGUAUAAAAGGGUUUAAGGCUUAUAUUACAGGAGAUUUUUUUUAUAAAAAUGUGAGAAAUGACAAAUCAUUAACUCUGGCAUCUCAAAUAUUAAAAAAGAAAUGUCAAACUUUGAAGGAACUCAACUUUUAGAUAAUACAUAAAUAUCCUAAGAAUGUUAACUAUAUGUAAUGAACCCUGAGUUGCUUUCAUCCAAACAGUAGAAUGAAGGUCAUUAUUGUGUGUGGGUGGGGAGGGGAAGGGAAAGCUAUUAGGCAUCUGAUGGUGGUAGAGGGAAAGUCACUUUUAGCUUGCUUCUAAUAAAACUCAAAAUAUUGCCAAUCGGCAAUGGAAAAACUCCCAAUAAGUUUUUAUGUCAUGGGGCAUUUUUUUUGUAAGUAAUAUAUACACAAUUCCCAACAAUUUCUAGUUGGAUAACAAUGUGAAAAUGUUUCGUUUGAAUAAAAUUAAAGUGUAAAUAUACACAAAUUUUCCUUUAAUUAAUUAGGUUGAAACUGUCAUUAAUACUAAAUCAAGCUUAGGGAACAGGAUUAUUUUAUCCAAAGUUUUGCAGUGUAGAUGUUGUGUUAAAUGGGAAGAAUUUGUUGGCUGCUUUAUUUAAAGAGUGCAGUGCUCUUUGAUUAAGUGUUGAAAAGCUAAAACUUAAAGCAAUUGCAACAGCCAAUUAGAAGACAGGAAAGUGCCUUUAAGAGCCAAUGAGAUCUUAGAGUAAAAACAACCAAACUGCCUUAAGUUGGAAAAUUCACACGACCAAGUGGAGAUUGGUUUCAGUUCUGCAUCUGAUUGGUUAAGAGCUUGAUGCAAGUUUUCUGAAUCAAUCACAGAGCAAAGUAAAGAAAAGCAAAUCAAAUGUAAUCUCAGAUUACUUUUAACACUGAAGUAAGAGUUUUUCUGUGCAUCCAAAUGGGAGGGCUGAAACAUCAGCUUUUCAAAAUUCACCAUAAUGAUUGUUCAGAGGUUUCAAUAAAGCUGCUGAUGGAGUAACAGGUGGCUGUGUCCAGAAAGACCAGAAAAAGGGCUGUAGCGUGAAACCCAAACAAAAGCUCACUGGUAGUUGACGAACAACAAUUUCAUUUGCCUGCUUACAGAGUACAACAGUUUCAUUAGGAAGUUUGCACACUAUUUCAGAAUUAUUUUCUCAUCUUUCAAUUAUUUAUUAAAAAUAUAACCAAGACACCACUAUACACCUAAGUCUCUUGUUGUACUUUAAAAGGUCAUUAAUUGUAAAAUACAUGUAAAAAUUUACUAUUUUUAUCUUACUGCUUUUAUGGAGCUAAUUCACUAGUUUAUUGCUAUUGCC
Pocillopora meandrina is the source of this 3816-nucleotide messenger RNA. Lineage: Eukaryota; Metazoa; Cnidaria; Anthozoa; Scleractinia; Pocilloporidae. The record is from the annotation of a GenBank genome assembly.